Oryzias latipes (Japanese medaka) is the source of this 2269-nucleotide messenger RNA. RefSeq lists its product as uncharacterized. Gene Ontology annotation, biological process: cilium assembly; intracellular signal transduction; dendrite morphogenesis. Gene Ontology annotation, cellular component: kinocilium; axoneme; microtubule. Lineage: Eukaryota; Metazoa; Chordata; Actinopteri; Beloniformes; Adrianichthyidae. The record is from RefSeq and is a predicted model, not a curated record.
AGUUUUUUAGCUGUUCUUUUUGUUUGUUGACGCUCUCAUUUCUGUCUUGGCUCUAAUUGGAGUUUUACGCGUCACUUUCUGCUCACGCACAGUUUAUGAGCUGUGUACUUUUGCCACAAGUGGAUCAAUUUACCCGACAUUUCAGAUUCAAUGAUCUUUUACGUGCCUGUGUCGUCCAAGUGGGAUUAGCGCCUUGAGAGUUUCUUCAAACUAACAUCGCACUCGCUGGCGCGCCCGUGCGCUUUUACGCACAACGAUGAGCUCGGAAAAGCCAAGCUUUCUAUCCCAGCCCGUGGUGAAAAACAUCUUCAUGUUCCGGAAUGGGGAUCCAUAUUACGAGGCACGUCGGAUUGUCGUGAACGAGAAGAGGGUGUGCAAUUUUGAAACCCUGCUGCGGGAAGUGACCGGCGGGAUUCAGGCUCCGUUUGGAGCGGUGAGAACCAUCUACACACCGAGAGGAGGUCACAAAGUUGACUGCAUGGAGAGCCUGCAUAGCGGGGAGCAGUACGUGGCUGCAGGAAGAGAGAGAUUCAAAAGGCUGGAUUAUGUGCAGAUUGGCACCAGAAAGAAGAGGAUGAUGCAGACUUUAACCACACCGACUAAACCUCUGCCCCCCAAUCGAAUAAGUGUGUCUGCUCGUUUCCUGAAGCCCAUCAAGGAACCAUGUCCAAUAUUUGUGGUGGCGAAUGGUGACAUCUUGAACCCUGCAAUGAGGCUGCUGAUCCACCAGAGGAUGCUGGGGCAGUUUGACAGGAUUCUGGAAAUGAUCACAGAGAAGAUGGGGCUGAGAGUGCUGGGAGGAGUGCGAAGUCUUUACACUUGUGAAGGCCUCCAGGUAACCGAUGGGGAGAAGUUGGAGAGCGGUCAGCUUUAUGUGGCUGUGGGAAGAGAAAGAUUCAAGAAACUUCUAUACAGUGACCUUCUUUUCUCCAAACCAAGAGGGGCGAGGAUAAACAGAGGGAGGAAGACAUACUCUCUCCCACCUCUGUACAGAUUUUCAAACUCAAAGCAAAGUGGAAAUAGUAAGUCAGAGGUUCCCAGCAGUAACAGUGAGGAUCGAGAUUUUAGGACGUCUCCUUUGGGCCUCAGCAACACCAGCAAGGAACAUCUGUCGUCUAUUGUGAGGGAGAUCUCCCAGUCAAAGCUGCUCUCCCUCAGGAAGAGGAAGAGCGGACAAAGCUUCAACCCCUAUCCAUGCGAUGAUGACAAUUCAGAAUCCAAGGUCAAUGAUGGAAGCGCAGAUUACAAAAUUCAGCAGGACCGGGAAGCUGUGGAGGAACUUGAUGGUGAUGUUAAAGCCACAGAAGCCAUCAGUGAAAAAGAAGAAGUUGCUUCUGAAAACACAGAAGUGCCCCCACUAAGCAAUGGAGACAACAAGGAAGAUCUGGAGGAAAAAGAUGAAGCAGAAACCAAGGAUGAAUAUGAAAAUUCAGAUGAAAAAAAUCAACAAGAUGAGAUGAUUGAAGAGAACCACGAUGAUGAAGCGAAGACUGUAGAUGAUCCUGAAAAAGCGGAGGAGAAGGAGGGAUGCAUGUCUGAAAACACCACAGAAGAAGAUGCAUUAGCAACCAAUGAAGGAAAAGGUGAAAGGCCAGAUGAAGGUGGCGAAAAAGUGGAAGAUGAGACGAAAGAGGCCGACGAGUCCAGUGAUCAAAGCAGAGGAGGAGCAGCAGCUGCUGCUGCUGCUGAGGAACAAGAGGAGGAAGUUGAUGCACAACAGAAAACCGAGGUCACAGAAGGAAGGCAGGAGCAGAUAAAUAGUAAAGAGCAGAGGUCCAGCAGUGCUAACAGCGAUAAGACCCAGGAAAAUAAAAACGAUGGAAGCCUCGAAUGUUCUGGGGUUGAGGAAGAGCACGAAAGAAAUCAAGAUGAAGAUAAGCAGGAGCUGAGCAGUGGUGACAGAGAGGAACGCAGUAAUGACCACGUUAACGAUGUAAACACAGGGGAGCAGAAAGAGAUAAAAAACAGCAAUGAUCCGGAAAGGCCUCAGUCAGCGAAGGAGAGUAAAAAUGAUGCAAGCGGCAUCGUCAACGGUAACCAAGAUGAAGCUAGCCAAGAGUCGGAAGAAUCACAGGAGGGCAAAGUAAAUGGAGAGGUGGCUUCAAAUGAUGAUGAGGUGGAACGUGAAGCACAGCUGGACAGGAAGAAUUCAGCCGCAACGAUGAGUCAAUGAAGAAGCAGAUUUUAGUGCAGAAAAAAAGCAGCAAAUGAGAAAACUGAAGAGGAUAAAAAAAAAAGUUACAGCAGGAGAAGGGCUGUGAAUAUUACG